AAAAUACUGUAUGUCCAGCUUCUGUCCUCGGCACGCAUCAUAUUCACGUGCUGACUCAACCUCCCUGAAAUAUGACCCGUGCAUCGCCUGCCUCCUUUCUUUAGCAUGGCUGCAACAGAAAACCCUCCUCUGUAUCUAUGGGAAUUCAGGAGUGCUGUGUGUCCUCUACCCUUCCUCCAGCUCACCACCUCCCUCUGCAUUUAUGGGGAGCGCUGGUUUGGUCCUCCCUUACCUCACCCCCUCUCUCUCUCUUUCUCUCUUAGACACACUUUCUGCCUGACACACACUCUCAGGACUCCCCUGUGAGCACGCCAGGCAGGUAAACUCAACACUGGAUCAGAGGGAGAUGCUGAGAGGAAGGAAGAAGUGAGGGAGAGAGAGGGUGUGUGUGUGUGUGUGUGUGUUUAUGAAUUGUGUGUGUGCUGCUGCAUCGCUGAGCUACAGAGACCGGAGGCGAGGAGAGCUGGAGUUUGUCCUUGAGACUGACUGACUGCAGCUGUAGAGAGGAGGACUGACCAGCCAGCUGUAGUGGAUGAAACUGACAGCUUCCAGGCAGGAUGUCAGUGAGGGGCGUGGACCCCACCUGUCCCUCCUCUAUAAAGCGGGAACCUUCCAGCCCCAGCCCCAGCUCCCAGGGCGACGUCAGCCCGGCCCAGCCCAGUCCAGGAAGCUCUUCGUCAGACACAAACUCCAGCUACGGUCCUCUCACCAAAGGCCUCAACCCGAACCCUGGGCUGGACUCGCCAGGCCUUUACGGCCACACGGCAGGCUUGACCAGCAAUGAAGGAACAAACAGGAGGUUUGGGGAGGACGAGGGCCAAGUGAAGUGUGAGUUCAUGCUGGGCUCGGUGGCAAAGCGGCUGUGUCUGGUGUGUGGCGACGUGGCCUCGGGCUACCACUACGGCGUGGCCUCUUGUGAGGCUUGCAAAGCCUUUUUCAAGAGGACCAUCCAGG
Molecule: messenger RNA, 954 nt
Organism: Austrofundulus limnaeus
Lineage: Eukaryota; Metazoa; Chordata; Actinopteri; Cyprinodontiformes; Rivulidae
Product: estrogen-related receptor gamma
Biological process (GO): regulation of DNA-templated transcription
Cellular component (GO): nucleus
Molecular function (GO): steroid binding; sequence-specific DNA binding; nuclear steroid receptor activity
Source: RefSeq, a predicted model, not a curated record